This is a messenger RNA of Trichoderma reesei QM6a, 600 nucleotides long. RefSeq lists its product as uncharacterized. Bases 1 to 600 code for a protein of 199 amino acids. The record is from RefSeq and is a predicted model, not a curated record. Gene Ontology annotation, cellular component: mitochondrial large ribosomal subunit. NCBI's taxonomy places the organism in Eukaryota, Fungi, Ascomycota, Sordariomycetes, Hypocreales, Hypocreaceae. Gene Ontology annotation, molecular function: structural constituent of ribosome. The transcript is spliced from 2 exons.
AUGUUUUGCGCCCGGUGUCUUCGCGGGACCGCCGUUGCGCGCCGCCAAUUGCCCCUCUCACGACACACCUUCUCACCAUCCUCGCUACGAUUCUACUCAGCCGCCGAACCGCAGCUCUCAACGCCAGCCACCGACGCCGGCGAUGCAUCAAAGCCGGGCUCCACGACGACGUCUUCUCGGUCCAUCUGCCCGGAGGGAACAGUGCUCACGGGGCUCAACUACAUAAAGGGCGGGCAGGAUCCCGUUGCGCUGAAGGAUGAGGAGUACCCGGAGUGGCUGUGGUCGUGCCUGGACGUGAUGAAGAAGGCUGAUGCCGCGGACGACAACCUCGGCGACGAAUUCUCAAAAUCCAAAAAGCAACGAAAGCUCGCUGCCAAGCGCCAAAAGGCCCUCGAAGCCAAGCUCCUCGCCGAGGGCAACCUCGAGGCCCUCGCGCCCAAGGUCCCGCUGCCGAAGCAGUCGGUCAACUUGCCCGGCGACAAGGACGGGAGCGUGCUGGACAACAUUGCGGCGGCGGAGAAGCGGGAGGAGCUGAGGAAGGCGAUGCGCAAGGAGAGGAGGGCCGCGAUCAAGGAGUCGAACUACUUGAAGUCAAUGUAA